Molecule: messenger RNA, 711 nt
Organism: Penicillium egyptiacum
Lineage: Eukaryota; Fungi; Ascomycota; Eurotiomycetes; Eurotiales; Aspergillaceae
Source: the annotation of a GenBank genome assembly
AUGCCGAGUGUCAAACCCAUCCUUCCUCCUCUCAAGACGCCAAAGACUGAGAUUUACCCAUCGCAACUUCACAAUGGCUCUGCAUCCAGUGUUUCCGACUACAUCAAGCAGGAGGAUCAACCGACUCCUAUUACACCUCCGACAGCCUACACAGAAUUUCUCAAGGCCCUCACACCCGUCUUUACCGGUCCUACGAGCGCUGGUAUCAGCCUUCCAAAAUAUAUCGGUGACAAAUCCUCGAAACCCUCCACUACUACAUCGCCCACGUCUCAACCCGCGAGCGCAUUGAGUGGGUCGACGUUUAGCGAUUCGGUCAGAUCCCCGACUGUAUCUUUGCCACCACCCACACCAAACUCAGCGGCACCAUCCCGAAAGAGUUUCCAUGGUCGCCGCCUUCGCAUCCAGUCGUCGCUGAAGUUCUCGCCGAGCGGAGACUCACCCCGAAGUGCAACACCCCAGAGCGCAACACCUUGGAGCGCGACACCUAGAAGCGCGACAACUCUUCGAUCGCCCUUCUCGCCGUCAGAUUGGACGCUACGCUAUUACGAUUCGCCCCGCAGUGCGAAGCCUGUCAGUGUGAAGCAAGUUGUCACGCGAACUGUGACCUACAAGCGCACUCAGCUUGAAGCACCCCCGAAGGGAAAGCGGCGCAAGUGUCGGGAAGCCCAGGAAGUUGACCGAAAGUCUGGGCUUACGAAUUAUGCUGUCUGA